Lactuca virosa is the source of this 600-nucleotide messenger RNA. The record is from the annotation of a GenBank genome assembly. NCBI's taxonomy places the organism in Eukaryota, Viridiplantae, Streptophyta, Magnoliopsida, Asterales, Asteraceae.
AUGGAGGUCGAUCGUACGCUGUCCGUACGAUCGGCUGUGAAAUUCUCGGAGCACGUUGUAACAACGAGUAAGUUACUUCACAGAGACCCUCCGGCGUCGUCGAUUAAGCAGAGAAUCGUUAGAAUCACGCUAACUGAUCCCUAUGCUACCGAUUCCUCCAGUGAAGACGAAGAACGAGUCGUUAAGAGAGUGAAGAAGCACGUUUCUGUAAUCGAAUUUAGCACGCCUUCUCUGAAAUUCAAUAAAAGGAGUAGCGGAUCUACAGAGAAGAAGUUCAGAGGUGUUCGUCGGAGGCCGUGGGGCCGAUGGGCGGCGGAGAUCCGUGAUCCGAAUAGGAGGAAACGAGUUUGGCUAGGGACGUUUGAUUCACCUGAAGAAGCUGCGACGGUGUACGAUGAUGCUGCCGUUAAAUUGAAAGGUCCCGCCGCCGUUACGAACUUUCCUCGUGUCACCGUUACAAAAACCGUCUCCGUCGAUAAACAAAGCUUAACGACGACGACGACCACCACCAGUAGUAGCGGCAGCGAAGGAGUGUUGAACAACACCGCUAUGUCACCGACGUCCGUGCUCCGGGGUAAACGCCGAGCAAACGCCGUUUGA